Messenger RNA from Thyridium curvatum, 2745 nucleotides. RefSeq lists its product as uncharacterized. The transcript has 5 exons. Lineage: Eukaryota; Fungi; Ascomycota; Sordariomycetes; Thyridiales; Thyridiaceae. Bases 1 to 2745 code for a protein of 914 amino acids. The record is from RefSeq and is a predicted model, not a curated record.
AUGGAGCCUCAAAAUCCGCAACUCUUUGGAUCUUUCCUUGGAUCCACGGCUGCCACCAGUGCAUCCGCUCCGUCAACCACUACCACUGCCAGCAGCGCCGCGACUGGUAAUGACAGCGCAAAUCCUUUCCAGGCAUUCUCGAAUCAGUCUAUGGAGCACACAAAUCCUUUCAAGGAUACCACGAGCGACUUCAUGAGCAAGUUCAAGGAGGACAUGAGCAAGUUGAAGGACAAGUUCAACGAGGACAUGAGCAAGUUCAAGGAGGACAUGAACCUCUUCAAGGAGAACGCGAAUUUUUUGAAGAAUGAUAGCACUGGUGCUCGCGAUUCUCAGCCAACCCAAAAGGCGAUCGGAAUGUGGGAGAACUCGAUGCUCGAACUACGCUACCAAUCCUUCCCGUGUAGAGGCUGGCCGCACUCGGAGGCUCAACGAAUCUACCUUGCCACCUUGGGAUUUCGUAGGUGUGCCGACGGUGUGGAAUGCUCUGGCUGCUCUGCAAUCCUGCAAUGUAACAAGCUCGAUGAGGUUCUUGACUCGGAGAACACUCCAUGGAAGGAAUUCCAUGGGCCGGACUGUCAGUUUCUCAGCGGAAAGACGAUCUGUGGUAUCUGUAAGGAGUUGAAUGGAGUUUCAGCAAGCCUGGCGCGCAGGCAUGUCUUCUCCGCCCACCUUGAGCCUCGUCUUGUAGGAAACAGCCACGAACUUUCGCAACUCUCGAGCAAGCCACUCUCUCAAGUCUCCCCGGCACCGGCACCGGCACCGGCUCGCCCACAGCACACUCCACAACUCAUAAACAUUUUGGCGGCCCCCCUUCCUCCAAUGUCACAACAGCCUUUUGGACAGAGCGCAGUCUCUUCGCCACAGAAGAACCUCUCCCUGUCAAAAGUCGUCACCGUUGUUUCGAUCGAGCCGUCGAGUCACGUCCUCGCAGUGGCUUCUUUUGACGCUGCCGACAAGACCUUGGCUAUCACCGAAAUGACGGAUUUCUCACACGUCACGCCCAUCCUCACUGCGCUCGAGGUCUUUACGCGAAUGACCCGCAUGGAGACUCAGCCAACUGAUACCACCACGGCGAAAGACGAGUCUCUCCCUCUGCCAAAGAAGAACUCGCGCAUUGUCACUAUGAUGACCCGAUCAGAGUUUGACACACUUCGAAUGUGGGCUGCUGCUGUUCAAGGAGGUGGCGAAGUAAUCGAACGAUUCUUCCCUCGCUUCCCUGAUCCCGAAGUUCUUCACAGAAACUCCGGUACGAGAUUGGGUUGGAUAUCCAAUAGUCCACUCCUCCCGAAAGUAAUCCUACGGGAAGCAUCGCCCCAUCGCGACAACACGAAGACUCCUGCUGUCUCGCCCGCCGUUGCCCACUGCGUUUGUCGCGAUAUUACCGCUCCGCCGUUGAUGCGCAGACUCAUUCUCAAAUCCGAUCAUAUGGCGAGUGGUGAGGAGAAAGAGGUCGCCUCGCUCGGGCCCCGUGCGGCGCCAGCCUGGUGCGCCUCCUGCGUGUCGCGCCUCGCUGCCGCGUGGGAUGGCAAUAGGAACAAGGCACCCACUGCCGGUUUCCGAUGUGAGGAGACUGAGGGUGCGUAUUGCCUUUAUCUAUUCCACUACCACAUUCUAACUAUGUUCGGAGGCUCUGGAAUACGCUGCGUGGCCUGUGCGGCCGGCAACCGUUCGUGUGUCCGUCUCCCUCUCUCGGUCAUCCCGGAUCUGGAGACCGCCAUUGCUGCCGCCGACGCUGUCUAUGCCAUUGAGACCAAGGCCAAACAGGUCAUCGGGGAGGAGCACAGCAGGCUUACUCUCGUACUUGAUCGGGCCAUUAGAGCUGCGCAGUCCUCGCUGCGAGAGGCGCGCAAGAAGGGCGAGGCGCCCGCUCCGCGUCCUGCGCAGUCUUUGGCCGCCAAGAUCGCCCCCAGGACAGUGGAGCCUCGAGAGUGCAGCGAACCUCAGCAUCUUGUCCCUGCUCAAAGCACAGUAACGCCUUUGGGGGAACGGUCUAUUCAAAACAGCGAGGUCAAACUUUCCUUUGAGCAGCGUUAUCACAGCUUUGGCCAGUCGCCGGCAUCCCAGACGAGGAGGCUAUUCCUUGCUCUCAGGGGCUACCACCGCAAUGCCCAGGCCGUCAUUGCCUGCGUGAAAUGUUGUAAGGUUGUCCCAGGCCAAGAGGACUCUCCCUUUGGUCGAGCCCUGCAUGUCAGCGGACUGCAUGAGUAUGGUUGCCAAUUUGCGCAAGCUCUGUCUUGCAAACCAUGUGGUAUCCAGAUGGAAUCCACUGACAUAUGGAAAAACCAUGUCGUCCAAGCACAUGUCGGCCCUCUGCUCAAACUUAGUGGCAACAACCACGAGUACGAGCAGCUGAUUGUUCGUGGCAGAAACAUCUAUUUCAUUGACGCGCAGCCGCAGUCCGAACUCGCCCAGACACAAGCAAUGCUUGUGGCUUCGAUUGAACCUUCCGACCACGUCCUCGUCACGGCUUCCUACAGCUCCAGCAGCAAGUUGCUCAACGUCAGAUGCGUCGACGAUCCGGAUACAAUGGGAGAGCUGCCUGUCCUCACAGGUCUGCAGAUGUUUACGCGAGUGACUUCUCCAGAGAGCACUGCAACUUCGCAGCCGCAAUCCGGCGGUAGCAGUCAAUUUCCGGCGAUUGCCCGAGAGUCACAGAACAACAGGACGGUGGAGGCAUUGAUGACCCGGGCUGAGUACAGUGCUCUCCGAACCUGGGUUGAUGCUUUCAAGGGCGUUUGGACUUGA